Tarenaya hassleriana is the source of this 3441-nucleotide messenger RNA. Its product is annotated as phosphoenolpyruvate carboxylase 1-like. Gene Ontology annotation, biological process: tricarboxylic acid cycle; leaf development; carbon fixation. Gene Ontology annotation, cellular component: chloroplast; cytosol; apoplast. The record is from RefSeq and is a predicted model, not a curated record. Lineage: Eukaryota; Viridiplantae; Streptophyta; Magnoliopsida; Brassicales; Cleomaceae. The transcript has 10 exons. Gene Ontology annotation, molecular function: phosphoenolpyruvate carboxylase activity. Bases 214 to 3162 code for a protein of 982 amino acids.
GUUGAAUUUUUUUCGUUUUUUUUUCUAUUGCCCGAUUUGGUUUGUGUUAAUUGUUUUCCGCUUUUCAAAUUUUCAUGGCUCUUAGCACAUCAAAUUCCCGGUUUUGUUGCCGAAAUUUGUUGUCAGAAGUUAACGGAUCUUGCUUCAUUUUCCCCCUUUCUGUUAACGUUGGUUCUGUCGUUUUUGUUUGUUUGUUUGUUUGUUUGUUUGUGAAUGAUCGCAGAGAAAAACGAAGAGAAGGUCGAGUGGUCGGCGACAAUGGCGGCUAGGAAAUUAGAGAAGAUGGCGUCCAUUGACGCGCAGCUUCGUCAGCUGGUUCCUGUCAAAGUUAGCGAGGACGACAAGCUUGUGGAGUAUGAUGCUUUGCUUCUCGAUCGUUUCCUCGACAUUCUCCAGGACUUGCACGGCGAGGAUCUCAGAGAAACGGUUCAGGAGCUGUACGAGCUUUCGGCAGAGUACGAAAGGAAGCAUGACCCGAAAAAGCUCGAGGAGCUCGGGAAUGUCCUGACGAAUUUGGAUCCAGGGGACGCCAUUGUCAUUUCCAAGGCUUUCUCCCACAUGCUUAACCUUGCCAACUUGGCCGAGAAGGUGCAGAUCGCCUACCUCCGCAAGAUCAAGAAGCUGACGAAACGCGGUUUCGCGGACGAGAACUCAGCCACCACCGAGUCGGACAUCGAGGAAACGUUCAAGAGACUCGUGGUGGACCUGAAAAAGUCCCCCGAAGAGGUCUUUGAGGCCCUCAAGAAUCAGACAGUGGAUCUUGUUUUCACGGCUCAUCCUACUCAAUCUAUCCGAAGAUCUUUGCUCCAGAAACAUGGGAGGAUAAGGAAUUGUCUGGCUCAGUUAUAUGCAAAGGACAUUACCCCUGAUGACAAGCAAGAGCUUGAUGAAGCUCUGCAAAGAGAAAUUCAAGCUGGAUUCCGGACCGACGAGAUCAGAAGAACACCUCCAGCCCCGCAAGACGAGAUGAGAGCCGGAAUGAGUUAUUUCCACGAGACGAUCUGGAAGGGUGUCCCCAAGUUUCUACGCCGUGUGGACACAGCUCUGAAAAACAUCGGGAUUAACGAGCGUCUCCCUUACAAUGCUCCGCUGAUUCAGUUCUCUUCUUGGAUGGGGGGUGAUCGUGACGGUAACCCCAGGGUUACACCAGAGGUCACCCGAGAUGUGUGCUUGUUGGCUAGAAUGAUGGCUGCCAACAUGUACUUUAACCAAAUUGAGGAUCUGAUGUUUGAGUUGUCCAUGUGGCGUUGUAGCGAAGAGCUUCGUGUUCGUGCUGACGAGCUUCACAGGAACUCAAGGAAAGGUGUAGCAAAACACUACAUAGAAUUUUGGAAGACGAUUCAUCCGAGCGAGCCAUAUCGUGUGGUUCUUGGCGACGUCAGAGACAAACUGUAUCACACACGGGAACGUGCCCGUCAGUUGCUGAGCAAUGGAAUCUCCGACAUUCCCGAGGAAGCGACUUUCAGUAACGUAGAACAGUUCUUGGAACCUCUUGAGCUCUGCUAUCGGUCACUUUGCUUAUGUGGUGACCGCCCGAUAGCUGACGGAAGCCUUCUCGAUUUCUUGAGACAAGUCUCCACUUUCGGGCUUUCCCUUGUCAGGCUUGACAUCAGGCAGGAAUCAGACCGCCACACUGAUGUCUUGGACGCUAUCACCACCCACUUGGACAUUGGUUCCUACAGAGAAUGGUCUGAAGAACGUCGCCAAGAAUGGCUUCUCUCCGAGCUAAGCGGAAAGCGUCCACUUUUCAGUCCCGACCUUCCGAAAACCGAGGAAAUAGCUGAUGUUCUCGACACGUUCUAUGUCUUAGCUGAGUUACCGGCAGACAGCUUUGGAGCUUACAUUAUCUCAAUGGCGACUGCACCUUCCGAUGUCUUGGCCGUCGAGCUUUUGCAGCGUGAAUGCCACAUAAAACAGCCGUUGAGGGUCGUUCCCCUCUUCGAGAAGCUUGCUGAUCUAGAAGCCGCACCUGCAGCCGUGGCAAGGCUCUUUUCGAUAGACUGGUACAGGAACCGUAUUAACGGUAAACAAGAGGUUAUGAUUGGUUAUUCGGAUUCGGGGAAAGACGCUGGCCGGUUAUCGGCUGCUUGGCAGUUGUACAAAGCUCAGGAAGAACUUGUGAAAGUUGCAAAGGAAUACGGAGUGAAACUCACCAUGUUCCAUGGCCGUGGUGGCACUGUCGGAAGAGGAGGUGGUCCGACCCAUCUCGCUAUAUUGUCUCAGCCUCCGGACACCAUUCACGGUUCACUCCGUGUAACGGUUCAGGGUGAAGUCAUCGAGCAAUCAUUCGGAGAGCAGCACUUAUGUUUCAGAACCCUACAGCGUUUCUCGGCUGCCACACUUGAACACGGUAUGAAUCCUCCGGUCGCACCUAAGCCCGAAUGGCGUGCAUUGCUGGAUGAAAUAGCAGUUGUUGCGACCGAGGAGUACCGGUCUUACGUUUUCAAAGAACCUCGAUUCGUCGAGUACUUCCGCCUUGCUACACCCGAGCUGGAGUAUGGUCGUAUGAACAUUGGAAGUAGACCCUCGAAGAGGAAACCGAGCGGAGGAAUCGAAUCUCUCCGUGCUAUCCCGUGGAUCUUUGCCUGGACCCAGACAAGGUUCCAUCUUCCUGUCUGGUUAGGCUUUGGAGCGGGGUUCAGAGACGCGAUCCAGAAAGAUGUAAGGAACCUCCAUAUGCUGCAGGAUAUGUACAAUAAUUGGCCAUUCUUUAGGGUCACUAUCGAUCUCGUCGAGAUGGUUUUCGCCAAGGGGGAUCCCGGGAUCGCUGCCUUGUACGACAAGCUUCUUGUCUCGGAAGAACUCUGGCCAUUUGGAGAGAAGCUCAGAGCUAACUAUGAAGAGACCAAAAACCUCAUCCUCCAGAUUGCUGGACACAAAGAUCUUCUUGAAGGAGACCCCUGUUUGAAGCAGAGGCUUCGGCUACGCGACUCGUACAUAACGACUCUCAAUGUGUGCCAAGCCUAUACGCUGAAGCGAAUCCGUGAUCCAAGCUACAACGUGAAGUCACGACCUCUCAUCAACAAGGAAUUCAUGGAAUCGAACAAACCGGCCGAUGAACUGGUCAAGCUCAAUCCGACAAGUGAGUACGCUCCUGGUCUGGAGGAUACCCUCAUCUUGACCAUGAAGGGUAUAGCCGCCGGCCUCCAAAACACAGGCUAAGCCCAAAAAAAGAAAGAGAUCCGAUCUUUUCUCCUUCUGUUUUCGGUCAUUACCCUAACAAUCCAAUCUUUUUCUUCUUCUUCUGCAGUUGUACUGCAUCAUAUGAUGUUUUUUUACAGAGAUAUGAUCUCAGAUGAGUUUUUUUUUCUUAUGUUUAAUAGUGUUUGAGGUCUGACAUCAUCGUGAUGAUCUGCCCUGUUUCUGCAGUUCAACAGUGCAGAGCAAUGGCUUCUUGUUUUCGAUAUAUGGAAAAGCUUGAACUUUGUUUCAUCCCCUUAA